AUGGGCAGCGUCCCCGACGAUGUCGACCGCCUGCAGGCUUGUGCAGAGGGCGACUAUCAGACCUUUCUCAGGCUGUUUCAGAUCGCGUGUGAUGUCCAGGCCAUCGUGGGCGUAAGCCAGGGAGGGGAGAGUAUGGGGCACUUGAGGGCCGAGCGCCUCAAGGCCAUGGGCCUGUCGUUGUACGGGCCGGCGAGUACCGUCACCCUAGUUUCGAAUGGCGCAGGCGUGCUCUUCGUGCUGCAGAGGGAUAGCUUGACGAGCUUGGUGUUUGAAGGCGUCCAGUUUGACCUUGACCCGGGGGAGGACGUCCCGGUUGAUUUGAUUCUCAAGGCUGUGUUGGAGACCUCCCAGAACGUCGAUAUUGAUGACUUGAAGGCCAUUCUCUCCAGUAUCAAGUUUCCCAUCCGUUUGGAUGAGACGGAUGGCAUUGCCGAUAUUAACUCGGGCGGCCUGGAUAUUCCGGGCGUCACCCUCACCAGGUCCGAGUUUUAUACCAGCAGGGUUCUUGCUAUGAUGAUGAAGACGGAUAUUUACGAACAAGGGUUUUACAAGAAAUACGUUCACAGCGAUCGUCUGGGCACCACCUUCACUGCUGUUCGCGAGGGGGAGACUGCCACGCUCACCAAGAUCAACGUCCUCCCGGAUGCCCUCAGCAGACCUGUCAAAUGUGACGCCGACAUUAUCGGAGAAGAUCUCUUCAUGCACCGCCGAAAGGGACGGAAGGAUCGCUUCCGUCUCAGCUGCGCCGUGUCUGUCAAUAUCUGGGAGGAGUAUGAGUCCCCGGAAUGGUUUGGCUACAUCCAUCCCCCCCCGAACGCAGACGCCAUCAGACCCGCCGACUUGACCCAGCUCAAGGAGAGGCUCGAAGCGUACGGCGUCCCGGAUGGCGGAGAGGUUUGCAGGCUUGUGUUCCACUGCCUUGCCCACAAGUCUCGCAAUUCAAACGUCAAGGUCGACACCUUGUCGGCCGCGAGGGGCUACUUUAUGUACCUAAAAAACUUCCUCAAGCAUGGCACCACCGGCACCUCUUUCAACCAUAUUGUCGAGGGCGAUGAGUUGGCCGUUGUCUAUGAUGGCCUUGCAUACAGGGUUUCAUCGCCGCAGACGGAGAUUCGACAUCGGAGUCUGUUUCAUAGUUUGCUCAUCAGUGACGAGCGCGAGAGAAACGGAAAAAAUGUUCCCCGACGAUCCAUCCUGCGCCGUAUGAGCAGCACCUCGGAAAUCGUGUUAUCGGUGUGCAAGGACAUCACCUACCUCAACGCCGAAUACGACGAAGAAGGUGGGACAUUGUAUUCGGCAUCAGCUGAGGAGGAGAAUGUUUCUGAAGCUUGGGCCACCUGCACGGCGUUGUAUGCGUGUGAUGGGUACGGCAGUUUAGAGGGCUGCUUCAACUGCGCCAUUGAGUCGCGACGAGGAGCGAUCGUAGACGAGUCAGCCGUCUUCACGAAUGAUGUCCAAGUACCCGUUGUCUUUGACAAGCUCUUCCGCAAGAAUUCUAUAGCCGAGGAAAUGUCCGGCAUGAGUGAGGCCAGGGGGCCCACGUAUCCCGGUGCGUUUAUCUCUGGGAGAGAUCAGUGCAACGAACGCACGUUCCUGGCUGGCAAGUCGCACAAUAUGACAAGUAUGACCCUCGCCAGUGUUCUUCGAAACGACCUUCGACUCAAGCCGAUCGGAAUUAUGCUUGGCGAAGGCCGGUACGUUGCUGAAGAGCAAGGGGCUACGCCCGCUUCGCAGCUUCUGGUGCCUCAAUCUGAAAUGAGUGGUGCCACGUGCCUAGCCCAUCCUUAUCCUUAUCCUCCUCUUUGCUCAAGAACCAAGUUGAUUUUGCCCCCUAUGUAGCCAAUUGUUGUGAAGCGCUUUUGCAUGUAUGUGUACAGGAGAUGGGUUUUAGCAUUACAGGCUAUUCAAUGCGUUCGAGACAUCUGAUGAUAUAGGCACUUGCUUGUAAGCGUCCACUAUACACUACCUGUAGGUAUACAAAAUAUGUGCCAUUGAACACGGCAGGCAAAGGGGGAGAAGGAAAUAGUGAAAUAAACAGAACACAUGUCGUCUGGUGACCGCACCCGCAUGGCAAUAGUUAAAAACCAUGAA
Messenger RNA from Chondrus crispus (carragheen), 2091 nucleotides. RefSeq lists its product as hypothetical. The transcript has 2 exons. The coding region runs from base 1 to 1839 and encodes 612 amino acids. NCBI's taxonomy places the organism in Eukaryota, Rhodophyta, Florideophyceae, Gigartinales, Gigartinaceae. The record is from RefSeq and is a predicted model, not a curated record.